Molecule: messenger RNA, 1676 nt
Organism: Geodia barretti
Lineage: Eukaryota; Metazoa; Porifera; Demospongiae; Tetractinellida; Geodiidae
Source: the annotation of a GenBank genome assembly
GAGUUUUCGCGAGGAAUGAACAACGCACACGGGUCUCUUUCGCCGCAGGGCAGAGAGAAAGGUCGGAUGGGUACGUGUGGAGAGAGGUCCUCCAUUAUCUCGUGGGUCUUCUCGCCCAGGAGCCAGCCGCUUUCUCGUUGGGGGACGGCUCCGUGGAGUGUGUACUUGUCGAACAGCUGGAAAUACGCCGAGGCCCCGCGGGAAGCCUGUAUCUGGUCCUGCUGCGCUCUUACCGAUGCACUCGUUGUCGCCAUUUUGCACCGUAGGCAAUUUUGUGUAUAUUGGUUACCGUGGCAACUACAGAAAAUUUAACCCUUUAAGCGCUGCGCGGAGAAAUUUAUAAAUGGAGAAGAGAAGUAGUAGAAAGAGAAGUCGAAAGGCGUCAGAGAGAGAAGAGGCAUCAGAGGAGCCGCCAGCUCCACUAGCCAAGAGCAGGAGACGGAAUUCGGGUGGAAAAUCCGUGGAGGCGGUUGAGAAAACAAGGAAGGGGAACGCUCGGUCGAAAAGAAAGGGCCUCCGAGUGUCGUUCGACAUCGUGGAGAACAGGCUGAGCGUUGGAGAGGGCGAAGCAGCAGGCAGCGGCGAGGCUGGGUGUACUCUUACUCUUGCCAGCAGCUCGGGGGACGGCCCUCCGUCUGUAGCUCCCGAACCUGCCCCCCAGGGGACCAAAGACGCGGGGUCCAGGAAACCCCUGACAGUGGAAAUAAAGUUCAAGAGACCAGAUUUCACCUUCUCGUUCCUGGCAGGGAAGAAGAGAUCGUGGAGGAGCUACAAGCAAGUGCUGGCAGCUGAGAGAUGUCUCCAGUGGAGACCUACUGACCCCACUUCAAGUGAAAACGGUGGAAUUCAUCACAGUCUCAAUGUGACUUCUGACCCCCACACAGUCAGCAGUCUGGAUGCCCCGCCUCCUCUGAAACCAGCCAAAAAGUACUCCGACCUCUCGGGCCUUGUGGGCAAGUACCGAGACCCACUGAGUGGACUACUGUUUCACUCCAGUGAAGAAUUUAGAACCAUUCGCUCUCUCCCUCCUGAUAUUGUAACGGGGUACCUCGCACUCCGGGGUAAAUUGCCCAUCAUGUGACCUAACACUCCGGGGUAACUGCCUCCAUGUGAUCAUCUGUUAUGAAUGUUUCUGCAAUUAUACCUCAAGGAAUAACAUUGUUCUAUUGACGGUGAAGUUCAGUUGGUCACAUGACAUGCACAUGAUGGUGAUGGCAAUGGGGUCAUGGGAUCGAGCAAUUUGGUGACGUAUGUACCGAGACACAGACUAUAAACUGCACACACGACCUGGCAGGCAACAGUUGCCAGGCAAAUGAAAAGCACUAAAGUAGUGCAAACCCUCGGCACACUAUAUAGAAACGUGGAACCCAUACACAAGUGUGGCACCACCACAAUUGAUGGUCUUGACCAUGCAUCAAAAAGAACAGCAUGUUAUGUACCAAAAAAAAUGGCCAGCCCUAUUUCUGUUUGAGGCCAAAAAUAUAUAUAAGGUUGAAAAAUUGCCAACCUUUCAUCUCUCUAUUAAUUUUCGUAUUACCCGUGGAUUGUUUAGUGCAAAAAAAAAAACUAAGGUUGAAAAAAAAACGGCCAGCCCUUCAUCUCUCCAGACAGACGUCUACGGACGCAGUGCUAUGCCGAACUGUACGCUGCCCUUUGAGAAACAUGGGUCAGUGGUA